Aspergillus steynii IBT 23096 is the source of this 879-nucleotide messenger RNA. RefSeq names its product PaaI family thioesterase. The coding region runs from base 41 to 730 and encodes 229 amino acids. The transcript has a single exon. The record is from RefSeq and is a predicted model, not a curated record. Lineage: Eukaryota; Fungi; Ascomycota; Eurotiomycetes; Eurotiales; Aspergillaceae.
UCGGUCGAUGUCUCUUUGUAAGUCUUCACAAUUGCCCCUAAUGUCGGACCCUUUCCCUCCCUCGUCCAUUAUGCAAGACCCCCUUCCCGGGAAUACUCCUCGCUCGUUCCAUCCUUUUCAGACCGAUCCCCACGCCCGUCGCCUUCUUGACCACCCCGAUUACUAUCCCAUUGGCACCUGGUCGCGUCUCCCCAAACCAACGGGCGAGGAUGGACUCUUUGCCGGCACCUUGGCCACCUCCACCACCAUCCCGCACUGCCUGACGCUGCGUCGUCGCGAAUUGCCCGCCCUGCCCGCCGUCGCUCCGCCCUGGCCGGCUCCCACCGCGGAUGCCACCGCGGGCGCGUGUCCGGCGGAUGUCUUCCUGCUGCUGGACCUGGCCGCCCCGGGCAUCUGCGGUCAUCCGGCCACCGUGCACGGCGGCAUCCUGGCCACCUGUCUGGAUGAGGCCAUGUCUCUGGCGGUGACCUUGUAUGCCCCGCCGCCCGAGCUGGACCCCGACUCCCACUCCCCCCGCGGCAAACUCUAUACGGCCCAGCUGGAUGUGCGAUACAAGCGCCCCGUGUCCGCCCCCGGCUUGCUGGUCGCGCGGGCCAAGGUGGUCGCCCGUGUCGCCCGCAAAUUCUGGGUUCGAGCUCAGCUUCUCCAGGAAGACGAAGCCGAUCCUUCUCGCAUGGUAGUCACCACCGACGCUAUGGCCUUCUGGCUGCAGACCUCGGCCCAUCUUUAGCGCACUGGGGCGAGGGGGAGAGGUGGUUCGCCGCAUAUUCUGUCCCGUCUUGUCCGAUCUCUCCCCUUGUAGUAUAUCCCUAUAUCUCUUUUACAUAUUUGUGUGGGUAGGUGGGAGGGGGUGUAAAUACUACUGGUGCUCAAUACGUA